Molecule: messenger RNA, 762 nt
Organism: Eruca vesicaria subsp. sativa (arugula)
Lineage: Eukaryota; Viridiplantae; Streptophyta; Magnoliopsida; Brassicales; Brassicaceae
Source: the annotation of a GenBank genome assembly
UUCUAAACACUUCAGAUCGUCUCUCACCUUUCGACUCCCUCCUCUGCGAGUACCUCUCUUCAGUUUCUCCCAUUAUUCUUUCCCACUCUCCGUUCAAUCAAUAUCCUUCUUCAAUCCAAUCAAUCCUUCAGUUCUGACAUUCAAUCAAUCCUCUCCAUCUUCCUCUCCUUCAGUUCUGACAUUCUGGAUCGUGGAUUUGUGUUUGAUUUGAUCUCAACACCUAGCACCGAUAAUGUGAAACCAGCAUGCUCGAUUCUGGAGACCAAAGAUGAUAAAAGGAAGCAUCUUCUCUGUCGAUUGAUUCUUAUUGGGUAGCAGAAUAUGCCAGACAGUGUUGGUUGAAGAAGCAAAAAGAUGUACUGGUGCCUGAUCGACAGGAAGGGCAAUGUCGGUUUUGAGACAGAACACGGUGUACUUCAUGUCGAACUUCACCCUGAGUGUGCUCCUCACUCAGUAAACUACAUUCUUAGUUUGUUAACUAUACGCCACUGCGCAGGCUGCCAGUUUCAUCGGGCAGAGAAUCGAGGAUCAUAUUGGGACUCACAAGGCAAUCAUAUAAACAAUGAAGCUGUGAAGGGUCAGUAUUGGCGUUUAUGUGAUGCACAAGGGAAGCCACCUGGAGUAAUGGGAUGGUGGCCUUCAAGAGCUGUCACUUUUCUUGAUAACCACGACACGACACUGGUUCUACUCAGAAAACAAACUCGGGAGAAGAAGUGGAGCUGGAGGAGAAAACAAAUGCGUAUAAGCCUUAUCAGCAAUUGA